This is a messenger RNA of Colletotrichum karsti, 507 nucleotides long. Its product is annotated as bet v i allergen. The transcript is spliced from 2 exons. Lineage: Eukaryota; Fungi; Ascomycota; Sordariomycetes; Glomerellales; Glomerellaceae. The coding region runs from base 1 to 507 and encodes 168 amino acids. The record is from RefSeq and is a predicted model, not a curated record.
AUGAAGCUCUCCUCUAUCGCCGCAUUUCCGUUGUUGCUCCUCUCUGGAGUUACCUCUGCAUCUCCGCUGACUCCCAGGAAUGAAACCAAAAUCUUCGUGGGCCAAGUCAAAGACACCUUCAACGCAUCCGUCGGCACCGUCUGGGGUAUCUACUCGGCAUUCGGAGCCGCCCAGCUCUACAUGAAGAACGUCACUUUCAACGAGCUUACCGGUUUUGGCCCGGGUGCCGUUAGAGCCAUCACACUGGCCGGCCAGUUCGCUCUCGAGCGGCUGGACUGGGUCGAUGCCGAGAAGCAUUCCCUGGCGUACACCCUCUAUGAUGCUCCGGGCCUGCCUGCGGUCAACAUCCAAGGCACGAUCGAGCUGAACGAUAUCGGUGAUAACAAGACUGGAAUUGUGUGGACCGCGCGAGCGGAUUCGAUCACCCCAGGAGCUGAGGAGGGUAUUCGGGCUAGGGUGUUGGAUAUUUACACGAGCUCCAUCGCGAUUGUACAAAGCCUUGUCUAG